Haplochromis burtoni (Burton's mouthbrooder) is the source of this 6749-nucleotide messenger RNA. It is a transcript of the gene ncam1a, whose product is annotated as neural cell adhesion molecule 1a. The record is from RefSeq and is a predicted model, not a curated record. NCBI's taxonomy places the organism in Eukaryota, Metazoa, Chordata, Actinopteri, Cichliformes, Cichlidae. Gene Ontology annotation, biological process: homophilic cell-cell adhesion; synapse organization. The coding region runs from base 240 to 3311 and encodes 1023 amino acids. Gene Ontology annotation, cellular component: plasma membrane; cell-cell junction; axon. The transcript is spliced from 23 exons. Gene Ontology annotation, molecular function: axon guidance receptor activity; cell adhesion molecule binding.
GGGCGGAGUAAUUCGUGCUGGUAUCUAUUGAGUGCAUGCGUGCGCGAGUGCGUGCUACGGUUUCAGCCUGUCACUCUCGUUGUGCCGCGGCGCGAACACGGGUAGCAAGAAGGACCAAAAAUCCGCCUGGUAUCAGUUGUUGUCCCUGGAAAGACUGUUUCCCCCCCAUCACUAGAGACACCUCUCUUGUUUUAAAGUGCGUCUGCUCUUCAAGGAGAAUAGCUGUGUGACACAUUACAAUGCUUCAAAUAAGGGACCUCAUCUGGGGAUUGUUAUUCAUCGGCUGUGCAGCUGCCAUUCAGGUGGAAAUUACUCCACCACAAGGGGAGAUCAGCGUAGGAGAUUCCAAAUUUUUCAUCUGCGAAGUGGUAGGAGAUGCUAAAGACAUAGACUGGUACGCCCCCAGCGGUGAGAAGAUCCUUCCCAACAGGGCAGACAUUUUUGUGAGCCGCAGUGAUGAAGCCACGUCGACUCUCACCAUAUACCACGCCACCGUGGACAGUGCUGGCAUCUACAAGUGUGUGGCAAAGGAUGGAGACAAGGAAGCCCAGGCCACUGUCCAAGUAAAGAUCUUCCAAAAGAUCACGUUCAAGAGUACUCCCAACCCGCAGGAGUUCAUCGAGGGUGAGGAUGCUGACAUAGUCUGUGAUGUUGUCAGUUCACCACCACCCACUAUUAUUUGGAAGCACAAGGGCUCCAAGAUCCAACCUGCCAAAGAUGUUCGAUUUAAGAUCAUGGAUAAUGGCCACCUGCAGAUCCGCAGCAUUAAAAAGACAGAUGAGGGCACCUACACUUGUGAGGCUCGUGUCAUGGCCAGGGGAGAAAUUGACUUCAAGACUAUGAAGGUCAUUGUUAACGUGCUUCCCACCAUCCGUGUCAGGCACCCAGAAGUCAACGCUACAGCAGACGUUGGUAAAUCAGCUUUACUGGCUUGUGAUGCAGAUGGCUUCCCGGAACCCACCGUGACUUGGGCACAUAACGGCGUUGUCCUUGAAGACGGCGAUAAGUACAGCCUCAAUGAGGAUGGUUCAGAAUUGUUAAUAAAACAUGUCACCAAAGUGGAUGAAGGAGAUUACACGUGUAUCGCCAAGAACAAGGCGGGAGAGAAAACGGAGGAAGUCAGCCUAAGCGUGUUUGUCCAACCCAGCAUUACCUACUUAAGUAACCAAACUGCUUCGGAGUUUGAUGAUCAAGUCACCCUGACAUGUCAGGCUUCCGGUGACCCAACACCUACAAUUUCCUGGAGUUUUGGAAACAAGGUCUUCACUGAAGGAGAACAGGCCUCUUGGACUCGACCAGACACAUACGAGAGCCUUGAUAGAAAUGUGGUGGUGCGCAGUCAUGCACGGGUGUCCUCUCUCACCUUGAAAAAUGUCCAGUUCACAUAUGCUGGACAGUACCUCUGCACCGCCAGCAACUCCAUCGGCCAGGACGCCCGGCACAUGUACCUGGAAGUCCGCUAUACUCCAAAGAUCCUGGGUUCGGUGACAGUAUAUACAUGGGAGGGAAACCCGGCCAACAUCAGUUGUGAGGUGGAGGCUCAUCCCGGAGCCUCGGUGGUUUGGUUCAGAGACGGCUUCCAGCUGCCCACUGCCAACAGCACUAAUAUGAAGAUCUAUAACACACCAUCCGUCAGCUACCUUGAGAUUACCCCUGAUUCUCAAAACGACUUUGGCAGUUACAACUGCACAGCGACCAAUGUGAUGGGUUCUGAAUCCAAGGAAUUCCUUCUUAUCCAAGCAGAGGUGCCGUCAUCACCUGUAAUUCAACAAGUGGAGCCUUUCUCAAGCACAGCAGUGGUAAAGUUUGAGGAGCCUGAUUCAAUGGGUGGAGUGCCAAUUAUCAAGUAUAGAGUGGAAUGGCGUUUGCCUGGCCAGGACUGGACUGGCAAGGAGGAAGAUGUUGAGGAUGACAUGACCGGGAUCACCAUCACUAAUUUGAAACCAGAAACUACAUAUGAGGUCAGGAUGUCCGCCAUCAAUGGGAAAGGUGAAGGCGAGAGCAGCCAGGCCAGCACUUUCAAGACUGAGCCAGUCCGGUAUUCUGUCACAAUUUCAUCAGAGAUACCACCCCCUAUUGCUGCCACCAGUAUGGCCCGUAAAGGGGAACCCAGUGCUCCCAAACUGCAGGCCAAGGUGCACAGCCCGGGCAAUUCUCUUAAGAUCAACUGGAUCACGCAAGAUAACGGUGGUUCCAAGAUUAAACAUUACCUGAUCAGAUACAAGGCUAAGCGUGUAUCUGACUGGAAACCAGAGCUCCGCCUUCCCAGUGACAGUACCUAUAUCGUCCUGAACAGCCUGGAAUGGAACACGGAGUAUGAGGUUCAUGUGGUGGCAGAGAAUGAGCAGGGCAAAUCUAAGCCUGGCAUCCUCACCUUCAAGACAGAUACAGAGCCCACAACUGUCCCAGACGCCAUGGGUGGUGGCUCAGGCAUGGGCACCGGGGCCAUCGUAGGCAUCCUUAUUGUUGUCUUUUUCCUGCUGCUGGUGGGCGUGGAUGUCACCUGCUAUUUCCUCAACAAGUGCGGGCUCCUCAUGUGCAUUGCUGUUAACUUCUGUGGGAAAGCUGGCCCAGGCGCAAAGAGCAAGGACAUCGAGGAGGGCAAGGCGGCAUUCACCAAAGAUGAGUGUAAGGAGCCUAUUGUUGAAGUGAGAACAGAGGAAGAAAACACUCCAAACCAAGAAGGAGGAGGUGCCACUGAGCCCAACGAGACCACGCCAUUGACAGAACCUGAGCCUGCUGCUGCAGACACCACGCCGAUGGUGGUAAAUCUGCUGUCCUCCACAGCUGCUAACUCAGUUACUGAGAGCUUUAGCACGGCACAAAGCAGUCCUGCUAGUGAGAGAACCACACUAACAACCAACACCUCCAGCCCAACCCAAGUGGCCCAUGCCAAGUCUCACCCUAAAAACAGCCCUACAGCCAAUUCGCAUAAAUCUAACCCCCAACCUGAUGUUGGACCUCUGGUUGACCUGAGCGACACCCCUAAAGUUGCCGCAUCUUCCGACCCAACACCCCUUGUAUCAGAGCUAGUCAGCCCACCCUCUGCUAAUGCUGAUGGGCCACAGAGUCAGCGGGACUCAGUCAAAGCCCCUGACAGCACCCAGAAUAAGGACUCACAAGUAGACGGCCCGACCAAGGAUGUUCCUAAUGCCCCGUGCACAGACUCGACCACACCAGCCCAAAAUGAUGGUAAGACUGUGAAGGAUGAUAGCACUAAAGGCGAGGCGGAGGUGAAGAAUGCCACAGCCGAAGUGAAGACAGUUCCCAACGAGGCUCCUCAGAUGAAUGGCAACGAAAGUAAAGCGUAAUCUUCUUGGCCGUGAGCAGCAGGAAGAAGAGGGCACGUAGGGUUGGGAGGGUUUGGGUUGUUGGGUUUUAAGGUUAAAAGGGGUUGGUCACAGUCACUGAAACCUCAAAGCAAUUUCACACACCACCCCGUUGCAUUAGAAAAACCAACAAGAAGCAACUGAAAAAAAAAAAUUAGAAAAAAGAAAACCAUUGGUCUCUUUCUCUUUCUGCAGUGUCUUCUGACCAGGAAUAUGUAAAGACCUCAUGCACUUGCCUUAGUUCCUUUACAUAGGUUUACCUGUUUAUUUGUCACAGAAAAAAAAAAGAUCUCUUGUAAUUCACCUUCUUUCUUUGACUUAAUAUUAAAUUGAUCAGCGGAGAAGAAUCGACAUUUUCCUGUAGAUAAACAUGGUUGGACUGUAGCUUUACUUCACUGAUUACUGCCUUCAUGAUGUACACACAUGUAAGUCAUGUACAUUACCGAUACUACUAUUCUUUAUGCAGUAUGGUCAUCAUCAUGGUAAUGCAUUAUGAAAAAAUGGGUCUUUUUUUUUCUUCUGUCGAUAUUUUUUGUGUUUGAAUAAUAUGCAGAUAAACUGCCUAUUUAGCUUUUUUUUUUAUGUGUUAUUUCCAGUGCUAGAGAUUAGAACAUUAGCAUGCCUGAUUUUGCAAGUUUACUGUAUUUCUGUAUGUGUUGCUGUCAUUUGGUUCAUAUUCAGACUUUUUUUUUGUUGUCUCUGUGUGUUUCUGGUCCAGAUGUAUCCUAAGCCAUGAUAAAUGAAAGAAAACACCAGUGAAAAAUGUAUCAUGCUAUAAGUACUACUAUUAAUUGGUUUCAACCCUGUUGUCCUAAAAAUGACAUUUAUAUACAGCAAUCUAAUGGUUUUUUACAAGACACGUAGCUAAUGCAUGCUUACAAAUUAUUUUAUAGAUUUGCUCCGAGUUAAGGGCAAGUCUAUAAACAGUGCAUUAUUUGAAUUACACGCAUCAACACGUUUGGGGUAAAACACAGAGAAGGUGAUCAUGCAUACAUUUUGACUGAAUGUAUUUGUGCAGCCUAUUAUUAAGUUGCUUAUUAAGUGUAUAUAAACUUAAGUUUCAGGAGACAAGUUGGGUUUAAAUUAAGUAGUGACAGUGAAGAAUACAGAAGAGUACAAAUGUGUUUCUUUGCAGUGAUUACAUCUCUUAAAGUCCAGCUUUCAAGGCUGGAUGAAGUCUUGUUUCAAAGAAGAAUUGCUACCUUAUUUUUGUCUGAAUUUGGUGAAAACUUCUGUUGCAUACUCGAUAUCAUCAGUAUCCUAAAACCCACUAGUCAUUUAUUAAUACUGUUUUUGCUCUUCACCAGCUCAAGCAAGUUAACAUGUGACCAAAUGUAAUAGACGGAUUGAUCAUUGAUUAUAUAUUAAAUAAAUGGGACCAAUAAAAUGGGAUGCUACAGGAUGUAAAUAAUGGAAAUCUGACUUUUGCCACUAUUUCUUCUGGGUAGUACUUCGGUAAAUUAAGCUAUAUAGAUAGAUCUGCAACUAAUAUUUGACACUGUCUGCUCUCUACCUUACAUUGAAAAUAAUGCAACUUCCUGUGUAUAAUUUUUGGUCUCACUGUUUGACUACAGCAAACCAUUACUUUUAGUCCUUGUGAGUUUACCUUGGAAGUGGUAUAUAACAACACAAACCCAUUAACGUUUUUAGAUUAAUGGAGGAAAUUUACCUUUGCCUCCUUUUCUCUCACAUGCUGUCACCUCAAAGUCCCCUUCUAGAGGUCUCCUUUAAGCAUUUUUGACCAGCUGUUUACAUGACAGCUUUGGGCUUAAAUGUGAAUCAGAGGCCAGAUGUGUUCAGUUCAGUUUGUUUGUUUGAACUUUAGCUUAGGGUUGUUGAAUAUUUGACACCGAUUUGUCUUGACUGGGCUAACCUCCAUCACUCACCGGGAGAUUCAAAAGCUCAGCUUGUUUAGAUUCGCUUACCUGUCAGUGAUUUAACCGUCUAAUCGUCUCAGCUGUUGUUUUUACACUUGCACCACAGCUGCACUCAGAGUGAGCUUGUGUUACCACUGCAUUUACCAACAAAGUCUAGUUGCUGGAAACUUUAUUAAAAAUGUCCGAAAGUUUGUAGAUGAGUUGGUUAAGUGAUCAUCUUGAGCUUUUUGUGUAACCAGUCUGUAAUUGUAACUGCUUCUUUCUAUUAGGAAACCUAAUAUCAAUCAUUCUCUGAUCAUUACGGAAAUUUGUGAGCAUGUGCAGUACAAAGACAUAAGCUGCUUGUGCAUAGAAACCCAUACCAUAAAGCUCCCGGUGCACAAAUUUUGCGUUAAUGCCAGAGGAGGUUUUAAAUUCUGCAGUUAUUGAGUCAGCAGAGCAUUGGCAGCAUUUACACUCUAUGCGUCUCAGCACUCAGCCACUCUGCUCUAUAACUUCAUAGGGUCUGCCAAGUCAUGGCUGAGUGGCUGUGGUUGCUAAACCUUUCCACUUUGUAAUACCACUUACAGCUCAUUGGGGGAAAGGGAAGAAAUUUCGCAAACUGACAUGUUGCAACGGUGGCAUCCUAUUACAGUACCACGUUCAAAUUGAGUGAGCGCUUUAGAACGACCCAUUUUUUCACAAAUGUUUCUAAAACCAGACUUUGUGGCCAAGAUGCUUGAUUUUAUACAUCUGCAGCAGUGGGUCUGAAAACCCCUAAAUUCACAGAUUUUUUUUAAACCAAUAAAAAUAUCCAACCUGUCACAGACCAUAAGGAUUUCUAAAGAAAAAUGUGAUUAAAAACCUGGAUUAGUGACUUGAAAUGAAUGUACACUCUAACCUUUUCAGCAAAUCUUAACGAACUUGGCCUCUUUUAAGCAGGAAUUAAACGUAUCCUUGGAAAUGAAAGAUCUCGUCAUAUGUUUAGAAGUUCACCGAAAACAUUUUUUUCCACACUGCUAUGGAUUUGAAAGGUAAUGAGACUAUGUGUGACCUUUUUUGUACAGUGUUCCUCCUACUUUAGGCUGCAAGCUAGUACACUGAAUGUGUGAAGCCAUUGAGUCCUUUGUCAUAGAGUUGAAAUAGCUUGUGAAACAUGUAGCUGAUAGUAUGCGACAGAAUUAGCAACACCGAUGUACAGAAGUCUGACAGCAGCAAACUGGAAAGACACAGUGCCUUUAAAUAUGAAAAUGUUGGCAUGCGAUCAGUUUCUUUCAGUGUCUGCAUUAAACAUUUCACAUCUCCAUUUCCCUGCUGAUUUGCUUUUUCAUUUACUGCAUUUGAUUUGUUAAUUAAGCCGAGCUUUGUUGUCUCAUAUAAGUCUUAAAUGGCUGUAUCAUUGUGUUAUUAUGAGUGCUUGCAGUGUCCUUGCUGAAGGAGAAUUCUGGUUUAUUAUAAUUUGGUCUUGUAUACAGUAUUUAUGUUUGGUCAUCACUUCUGUCAUAAUAAAUGGAAAUUUCAAAUGCCUAAAUACACACGUGGUGUAGAUCUUUAUAAUUAACCU